UGUCAUCUCUGUUUGAAUACAACGAAAAUAUGGAGCAGGAACCUUCAAAGUCUUUCUCUCAGCCUUCUUUCCCAAAGAAUGAAAUGUCUUCAAACGCAAAUGAAAAUAAAGUAACCUCUGAAGUAACGCUAAUGUCCGAUUUAACUACACCAGUAACUAGAGCAGAACAAGUAAACAUUGAUGGCGUAGUUAACGUUAAAAUGUUACAUUCGCAUUUAGCAAUGUUGGCAAAAUUUAAAUCUCUAGAACAACAGGAUAGUGUAAUCGAUGAACGAUAUUUAUUACGUGCUGAGAGAAGAUACUUAUUAUGGUUAAAAUUAUUAAAUAAUGAGUCUUUUAAAGACGAUGAUGAUGUUCCUAUUCCGCCAAUUGAGCAUAUUGAUGAGCGAUCAAAACAAUUUUGGGAAAAGAAUACUAAUCAACCAUGGGUUCUCGAUCCAAAUGAUACCUCAGAUUUUGAAUUAGUUUGCCCUACUGCUAAUGGCGAAUAUAAUAAGGAUAAGGCUAUUUCGGACUCUGAUUAUUUAUUCGAUUUAACGAGUGCUCCUUGGAAGGACCUUCUAGAAAAGAUAAAAGAAA
This is a messenger RNA of Racocetra fulgida, 579 nucleotides long. The record is from the annotation of a GenBank genome assembly. Lineage: Eukaryota; Fungi; Glomeromycota; Glomeromycetes; Diversisporales; Gigasporaceae.